Messenger RNA from Hippopotamus amphibius kiboko, 1271 nucleotides. RefSeq names its product family with sequence similarity 221 member B (gene FAM221B). Lineage: Eukaryota; Metazoa; Chordata; Mammalia; Artiodactyla; Hippopotamidae. The transcript has 8 exons. The record is from RefSeq and is a predicted model, not a curated record. Bases 66 to 1271 code for a protein of 401 amino acids.
CCCCUUCCUGGCCUCAGACGAGAUCCUGACCUAAGGACUUGUAACAGCCGAGACAAAGCCCAGAGAUGGAAGCAGACAAGGUCACAGAAGAGCCUCAUACUACCACGGAUGCGGAAGAGAGCCUUUCUUCAAAGGACCCCACUGCUGAGGACUCACAGGAGCCCCCUAUCCCUGAAAUCCCCUUAAAGCCUGGCCUCUCUGAAACCCCUUUAGAGCCCCUUGCCUCUGAAUCUCGUAUGGUGCCAUCUACUUCCCAGAUCCCUUUAGAGACCCACACCUCUGAAACCCCUUUGGAGCCUACCAUCUCUGAGGUCCCUGUGGAGACACCUACCCCUGAGACCCAGUUGGAGACUGACAUCUCCAGGGUCCCAGAGAAACACCUUACUUUUCAGACCUCAUCACUAAGCCAUAUCUCUGGGUCUUCCCCUGAUGAUCUGAAGGAAGACUUCUCUGAGUCUUCCUCCAGUGAGGGCUCACGGACAAGGAGGUCCAUCCAGACUUCUGAAUGUGAGAGCAUCCCAAAGCACUCCCUUUCAGGCUUUCCAGCCCAGGUCUACCUGGACACAUCUGCAAAAGAGAGGGAAGAGGAAGAAGAGAGUGAGAAAGGGGUGGAUGCCACUGACAGCACCGCUCACACAGUUCAGCCUGAACACCAGCUGGGAAACACCAUCCACCCAGUGGUCCCUGCUAAGCAGGCAGACCUGGUGGAAGUGGCUAAAGCAAUGCACAGAGAGAAGUUUGGUGCUCAGGUGAAUUAUCUUUUCCAGUGGGAGAAGGAUGCAGCCCUGAAUGCCAUCCAAACAGGGCUCUACAUUGGCUGGCGCUGCCCCCAUUAUCUAUGGGACUGUUUCCGGAUUGGGGAUGAGUCCAAGUGCUUUUGUGGACAUUUGUUGAGAGAGCAUCAGAUCAUCUCAGACAUAUCCGUGCCCUGCAAUGUGGGCCAGUGUCGCUGCCUCAUGUUCUGCUUUAUCCCAUCACGCCCAGAGGAGGUGGGUGAGUUCUGGCUCAAAAGACGGGCCACCUUUGACCCCAGGGCUUGGAGGGCCCAGUGUCGGUGCAAACACAGCCACGAAGACCACACAGCUACCAGGUCCCAUUCCUGCAGGGUCAAAGGCUGUUGCUGCAACUGCUUUGAGUCUAAUUUCCUCUGUGCGGCCUGUGACCGGCGCUGGGAGGAACAUGAGACUUUCUUUGAGACUGGAGAGACCCGGCGGAGAGGAGGGAGGCCUCACGGGACAGACACUGUCAACACCUGGCACAGGCCUCCGUGA